ACAUUUUACUCGAUCUGGUUCGGUUCGGUCUUAACAACAGUUUGGUCCGGUGUGAUCCAGUACGGAUUGAACCAUUGCACAUCCCUAAUCGCGGGGUCUCCAUUUUUACAAAUUACAAUUCUUGAUCUUCAGUUAAAGAUGGAUUUGGGCCAACUGUUUAAAAUUUAGCGCUUAGAUUUCCUAGCCAGAUCCAACACAACCAGACUGGAACCCGGCCCAGUUACAGGCCCGCCCAUAGCUGCUUGGAGUGUCUCAUACAAUUGGAAGUUGGAUUGAAUUUCCCUCGUCGUCGAUUCUCAGCAUUCCGUUCCCGCUCCCUCACACACGCCGAUCGAGGUCCGCCGUCGAAUCGUCUCCGCUAUCGGUGGACGGAGCGGAGCUCAAAUAGACGCCCAAAAACCAGUGUCAAUGGCGUCGAGUUCGACUCCGCCUGUGCGGGAUAAUGCCUCCGGAAGACUCAAGAGGGCUGCUUCUACUAUCGCGGGUGAUACCCAGACUCUCGUCAGCGACAUAAAAAAGGCCUUCACAAUGGUGAAAAACAUCGCAGUUGAUCUGGAAAGAGAGAGAGAAUCCGCGCAGAUCAAGGAGCUUCAAACUCUAGCAGUUCAGUUGUCGGAAUCUUGUGAUGACUGUAUUUGUCGUGCAUCAGCAAUUCAUAAUGUGGGAAACGAAUAUCAGCCAACUCCAGAGUUCACUGAUUUCAAAAAGUUGCUUGAUGAGCAAUUUAUGAAGCUCAAGGCUAUGCCAUCACAGAAUAAUCGACUAAUCCGUCAAUUUCAUGAAGCUGUUUGGAAUGUUCAUCAUGAAAAUCAGCCAAUGCCGGGUGAGGAGGAGGAGGAUAUCGUAAUGACGAGCACCCAGUCCAACCUCCUGAAUGUGAAAUGUCCUUUAAGUGGCAAGAUGAUUACUGACCUAGCAGAACCAGUUAGAAGUAUGGACUGCAAGCACAUCUAUGAGAAGCAAGCCGUCAUGGCAUACUUGCCCCGAAAUGGUACUAAAAAACCAUGCUGCAUAGCAGGCUGUCCCAAGGUCUUGCAAGCCCAGAAGCUAGUAUGUGAUCCGUUUCUGCUGGCCGAAAUCGAGGAACUACGGUCGAUUAAUCAACAAACUGAACAGGCGCAAAACGUCGAAGAUUUCACUGGACUUGAUGAUGAAGACUAGGACGUGGUAGAUGACUUUAUGAAUUGCAUCCCCAUGAACCGAAACGAUUUGCUACUAGUGCGAUCUUUAGAAGUUGAAACACUUCUCGUGUGAUCUGAUGUAAUUAGUUAGUAUCAAAGCAUGAAACUUGGUGUAUUAGAAAAUCGAGUUCUCACCAUAUGAAUUUGCACAAUGGUCUGGACAACUCACAUUGGAUGUUGGCCAUGCUGCUACUUCUGCUGUGUUAUUCUAAAUUUUGUCUUUUGGGUGACUGAAUCGUUUAAAAAAUAAAGAUCAGUGAUUUGA
Molecule: messenger RNA, 1446 nt
Organism: Linum trigynum
Lineage: Eukaryota; Viridiplantae; Streptophyta; Magnoliopsida; Malpighiales; Linaceae
Source: the annotation of a GenBank genome assembly